AUGCGGUCCUCUUCAUUGUCCAUUCUCCUUGGCUGGAUAGCGCAGCACGUCGUGGCUGUGCAAAUGCCCAUUGACAAAGCCUGCGGCGGCGUCUACGGUAUCACCCAGUGUAACUCUCAAUUCUUCACAUACCCUACAACCACAGAAAGGAUCUUAUGCAAGUCGCCCUACCGACUAACGAGGGUCAACACGGAGAGGAUCGAUGUGUGCGAGGCCGUCAAAAGAGCCCUUGGCAGCGGCGACUUUGCGAACCAUGCUUCUAGGAACUGCCAGUGCUUUCCUCAGGCCAUUGACCUUCCCAAGAACGGUCUCUACAAGCCUUAUUAUGAAGGGGCACUUGUAGGAUCCUUGAGCGAUUACUUUUUCCGAUCCAUAUACAGCCUUGAGAGGUGUAUUGCUGACGACGGGAUUAGCAUCAAGACUGACCGAGCGACCGUCAUUCAGAACCAGAUUUCUAAUACUCGUGGCUGGACCGUCGCUCGAGGACCAGACGUUGAUAUGCCCCUGUAUCGCCAGCUCGCCACAGCAAUAGAGCCCUGCCAGCUAGACGGCUGCGAUCCUGUCAAGCUCCGUGACUUCUUUGCGGGUUAUAUCGGUAACGCAGAAGGUAUUACUGAUAGCGAGUUUGUUCGCAUGUUGAAUACUUGGGUGUCUAUUUUUGAGACUCUCAAGAAACAGGUUGCGGCUGUCAAUCAAGCGUCUAGGCUCGUUCAGACUCGCCUCGCUACUGUGAAUGGCAAGGUCAGCUCCACCAAGGCGAGCGUGUGUAAGGGAACCGCUUGCAAGAGCUCGACUGUCACGGCGCACUUUGGCAAGAUCUCUACCAUGCUCUCAACCGUCAAGAGCCUUGGGGCCGUCACUGGUCUUUCGGACAAGGGAAUCAAGAACAUCCCCGGCAUGAUCUCUUUGACCAAGAACUCCCUUUCGUACACCAAAAGCGCCGCAGAAGGAUCCUACUACGUCGAUCUGUUCCAGAACUUCAAGAUGAGCACCCUCCGUGACUUUGCAAAGGCGUUCAAGGUGACCGAGUACUUUCCCCCGGCCGCAGAAAAGAUAAAGAACUCUCUGGUUCCCAUUAGCGACAUCAAGAAGUAUGCUGCACAAGGGCGCACCGGUUUGACGCAGAUUGACUAUGUGCUUGGUGUUCAGUGGCCCAAGAACAAGGAACUCGCAAAAACUGCAGCAGGUCGCAAGGUGCGCGAUGGGUUCAUCAACAUCCAGAAGAGCGUCAAAACCGAGCUCAGGACGCCAGUGUACAACCUCAUCAAGGCCAUUGACGCCCUGCAGGUCACCGUCGACAAGCUCCCCCUGACCAACAAGAAGCUCGAGUGGAGCUUUGGUGCAGCCCCAUACACCCGAUGGAGCGAGCACGAGAUGAAGGUCCCCUGCGCGCAGGAAAAGACACAGACCUUUACGCUCAAUGGAUGGCCUUCAGCUCCCUUCACGUGGGCAGAGGUCACGUCCUGCGAGUGGGGACCUACCAAGAUCCAAUACUCCAAGCACUUCAUCCCUUAUAUCAAGUACCGCUUUGUUUAG
Fusarium falciforme is the source of this 1536-nucleotide messenger RNA. RefSeq lists its product as hypothetical. The transcript is spliced from 5 exons. The coding region runs from base 1 to 1536 and encodes 511 amino acids. The record is from RefSeq and is a predicted model, not a curated record. Lineage: Eukaryota; Fungi; Ascomycota; Sordariomycetes; Hypocreales; Nectriaceae.